AACUUUAAUUUAGCCCUAUUUUCACACCCCUCUUCCUAUAUUUCCUUCCAAUGGAUUUGGAAGCUGUAGCAGAAACUGUUAAAAAUUCUGCUGGGAAAAUAUCAGCUGGAUGUGAAGUCAAUUCGAUCGAGGAACCGAGUGUUGGUAUGGAGUUUGUGUCUGAAGAGGCUGCCAAGCACUUUUAUGAUGAAUAUGCAAGACGGGAAGGAUUCAUUGUGCGCCUUGAUCGUUGUCAUCGUUCUGAACUUGACAACCGAAUCAUUUCUCGCCGUUUUUCGUGCAAUAAGCAGGGUUUUCACGUGCGAGGUAGAAAUGGAAUCAAGCCUGUUCAUAAGCCACGAACUAGCAUAAGAGAAGGCUGUGAGGCUAUGAUGUUGGUUAAAUUUAAUAAAUGUGAGAAGUGGGUGAUUACUAAAUUUGUAAAGGAACAUAAUCAUCCGCUAAAUGCUUCUGGUUUACCUGCAUAUAAUAGAUUGAUGGAAUCAAAGGAUAGGAAGAUACUACAACUCACGAAGGAACUCGAGCAACGAGAUCGACUAUGUCAACAAUAUCGCAGGCUGCUACUUUCCCUUAUGGAAACUGUUGAGGAACAAACAGAAUGUUUAUCAAGAAAAGUUGAACAUGUUGUUAACAAUGUCAGACAACUUCAGAAUGAAGUGCAAAAACCUUUGAACACUGACUAACUUU
Abrus precatorius (Indian licorice) is the source of this 687-nucleotide messenger RNA. Its product is annotated as protein FAR1-RELATED SEQUENCE 5-like. The transcript is spliced from 3 exons. The record is from RefSeq and is a predicted model, not a curated record. Bases 51 to 683 code for a protein of 210 amino acids. NCBI's taxonomy places the organism in Eukaryota, Viridiplantae, Streptophyta, Magnoliopsida, Fabales, Fabaceae.